AUAUCUGGAUUUGUAUUGGUAUAUACAUUACUCGCAAUCAGUGUUAUAUGUACACGAUCCUCGCGUCGACAGUCUUGUUCCACAAUCCUUGACGUCUGUCUCUAAAGUUGUGAUAAUCCACGUAACAGUAUUUUGUAUUAAAUUUAAUUUCAAAAACAAAAUAUAUUUAAAUAAAAUAAAAUAUAAUAAAUAUUGACAAUUUAUUAAACAAAUAAAUAAAUAUGUUGUGUGUUUAUAUGUACAUGUACAUGUGUGUUGAUAAAGUUUUAAGCUUCAAAGCAGAUCAGAUUGAAGGACAUUAGAGAUACGCGGUUAAGCAUUUCAUGUUGGAAUAUACGACCGGAUCGCGAGAAUGCUUCUACUGUGAAAUACAAUCGGUGACGCGACUGACGGUCAUUGCGUGCGCGUAAAUCGAUCGAAUAGGUGUGUCCUAGUUUCAGUGAUAUACGAGAAGUACCCAAGGAAGAAUACGCUCGUCCGUGACACAAAGCCACACAGUGCACCAGGCUAUCGAUGUGCCCUGCCACCGACGCUGAUGCCGUUACUACUCCUGCCUUUACUGCUCCUGCUUCUACUACUGCUUUUACUGCUAUUGUGUAUUCCAAUAUAUAUAUACAUACGCAUAUUAUUAUUUUGUUUAUGUUUUUUUAUUUUUUUUCAUCUUGAAUUGUUUUAUGCAUUUAUCAUAUUAUAUGGACAAGGUGAAUCCGAAAUUUAAUAACAACUUUUUAAAUCCUCUAUUUUUUUUUUUUUUUUUUUUCCAUAUAGUGAUAUUUAGUACAGUGAGAUAUUAAUAUAAAUAUAUCAUUUGCGUUGAGAUGGAGAGAAAAGUUAAAAUGAAUAAUCGAGGACGUUAUUAUGGAACUUAUUGUAUUUAUGAUGUUGCCAAUUCGUACAUCACUGCGUUGCAUACAAAAAUUUCACAGGCAAUUGCAUUGUCACGGUUUAACUCCGCUGGUUAUUAUCAAAAUCCUCAACACUAUCACAUAUUUGUCGGGGACCUGAGCCCAGAGAUUGAGACGCAGACAUUGAGAGAAGCCUUCGCUCCAUUUGGGGAAAUCUCGGAUUGCAGAGUUGUCAGAGAUCCCCAGACACUAAAGUCCAAAGGAUAUGGAUUUGUAUCUUUUGUAAAGAAAGUGGAGGCGGAGAGUGCAAUUGGCGCGAUGAAUGGCCAGUGGCUUGGCAGCAGAAGCAUCCGAACAAAUUGGGCGACACGUAAACCACCACCUCCCAAAUCGGAAGCAAACGCUAAGCCAUUAACCUUUGACGAGGUGUACAAUCAGAGCAGUCCAACUAACUGCACAGUUUACUGUGGUGGUUUAACAAAUGGCCUUACAGAGGAGCUGAUGCAGAAAACCUUCUCGCCAUUUGGUUCUAUUCAAGAAAUUCGGGUCUUCAAGGAUAAAGGUUACGCUUUUGUAAGAUUCUCCACGAAAGAAUCAGCAACACACGCAAUCGUUGCGGUUCACAACGCGGAUAUCAACGGGCAGACUGUUAAGUGCAGUUGGGGUAAAGAGAGUGGAGAUCCAAAUAACGCUCAGCAAACCGGACAGGCACUUUCCUCGACAACAUAUCCAUAUUAUGCAGCAGCAGCGGCCGCGGCUGCUGCUGCUGCGGCGGGUGUGGGAAGUGUUGGAAAUGUCGGUGGCGUUGGUGGCACAGGUCAACUAGGAUAUUGGUAUCCACCACAAUCUUAUCCGACAACGGCGGCAACUCAAAUGCAAGCUGGUGGAUUUCUUCAAGGUAUGCAGGGCUACACUUAUGGUCAAUUUGCUGGUUAUCAACAAGCUCAGUACAUGGGAAUGGGUAUGGGCGUACACGCAGCAGGUACUGCACCUGGAUGGGGCCAAGGUUUACCUGGUGGACCUCAGUUACCACCACAUCACGCUACAACAGUGACGGCACCCCCAGGAGUACAGGCUGCACCUCAACCUCAACCUCCACCUGCGCAAAUGAUGGCCUAUCCUAUGCAACAAUUCCAGUGUGUUCUUGGUUGCGGUUCAGCUAGCGGAUGAGGAUUGGCUGACACCUAGUCUUCUAGUGUGAUGGUAAAGAAGCAUCCAAGCAAUUCACCAAUAGGAACAACAACUAUCAGCUAUAGCAACAACUAUCCUCUUACCACUAACAUCGUCUGCAUCAAAGGCACAACAAUAAGAACACCACGAUCAACUAAAAUUUAUGGGAUGUAACUUAAUAAUAUGUAUGUUAAUAUCGGUUCAUGAUUAUUAGAUAAAAAUUAUAUUAACAGUUAAUUAUUAUUUGUUUUAAAUUGCUGUGCAUUGUCUUCAAAGAAAAAAAAAUAUUUUAAAAAAAGGACAUAAGGGAACAACUUUGACCAAUUGUUUUCAAUUACUUCUGUGUCGUAAUCAAAAUUAUAAAUUUCCCACCGUAUAUUGCGUAUCGUCUUGUAAGUGAUACAAAUUUAGAACAUUAUUAUUUAUCCGUAUAUGUUUAUAUACAUAUAUAUGUAUUUAAAUGUGUAUUAACCGAGCAUGUGUUUAGCAAUCAAUCGUGUACGGGUAA
Messenger RNA from Microplitis demolitor, 2523 nucleotides. RefSeq names its product nucleolysin TIAR. The coding region runs from base 819 to 2015 and encodes 398 amino acids. Gene Ontology annotation, molecular function: mRNA binding. The record is from RefSeq and is a predicted model, not a curated record. The transcript is spliced from 9 exons. Lineage: Eukaryota; Metazoa; Arthropoda; Insecta; Hymenoptera; Braconidae.